CGAUCAGGUUUACAUUUUAUUUUUGAAUAUUUUGAGGCAAGGUACAUACAACCAUAGCUUAAAUUUAUUGCCUAUAUAGUUUAUAUUGAUUGCUAGUUAAGGAACAAUGAUACGAUAUGACAAGAAUACCUGACUAAAACUAAUUAAAUGGACAACGCUCAAUGGUAUAUGUUGGCAAUUGUUGUCUCAUGGGUUACAGCUGUCCGUCACCCAGUGGACAAGCGGCCAAGAUCCAGGUUCACACCACGCCUUCGUGUAGUCAAUGGCGUCACCGAUAUCAACAAUCAGUAUCCUUUCAUCGUGUCCCUGGAGACCGAAGAAUCAAUUCAUGAGACCAUCCCAUUUUUCAGACAGUGCACCGGCUCCCUUUUUACAAACCAGUGGGUCCUAACCGCAGCGCAUUGUCUGGACCCAGGAAUCAAAGUCGUCAGAUACGGUGACAUGUCAGUGCCAAGAAAGGAAACGAAACUUUUGUCUCAAGUUUUGAAACAAAUACCACAUCCAGAAUAUCUCUCACAGAAUCAAGGAUACCGCAACAACGCCGAAUGGCUGCAAAAUGAUAUAGGCUUAGUACACACGAAAGAGAUUCCUAUGGAUAGAUUAGGAAGAAUCCACACGGCUGAUUAUAAAACGUUUAUCGGAAGAGCAUGUAGAUUUGCUGGGUUCGGUUUGACUAGCCCUAAUGUUGACGAGAUGAAGCUCCGUGAUGUAAUAGCAGAUGAAAAGAGACCGUUGCUAGUUGGGGAGGGUCUAAUAAGAGGGGAACUGGAGGGCGCUGAUGCUAAAAUAUCGUCUCCAGCAUUGGCGGUAGUUCCCAAAUGUGGGAAUAGUAAGCAGUGGCCUAAUGUUGGUGAUUCGGGAGGACCCUUAGUGAUAGAUAAAAAGAUUGUAGGCGUGUGUACUGGGGGCUCGUCGUACGACGAGAAGAGGUAUAUUGUCAACUAUUAUACUCCUGUAAGUCCUUAUAUUGAUUGGAUAAGAAAUAAUAUCAAAUCGAACACUUAAAUUACAUACUAUCGACGUUUCGAUCUUAUAAACACAAUUUUAUACAAUUGACUCUAUUCAUGAAGAAUCACGCAAAAACUAUUCGAAGGGUUUCAGUGAUAUUUAGUGCACUGGCAGUAUACAUACACCCAGGAAUAAGUAUUUAAAUAUUAAUAUAAUACGCAAGGUGUGAAGUUCCGAAGGAAGGAGCGACUUCGUUUCGAUAAAUCAUCUCAUCAAAGAUGGUUUUACUCCCAAUAUAUGGCAGUUUCUUCGCAAAAAGUUGGGCGCAUAUCCAACUAGAGGUGACGGAAUCCCAUAUUUGGUACGCCGCUUAUGAAGUACAACCCGAGAUGCGUAAACUGGGCGUAAACUUUCUUGCAUUGCGUAAACCGUUUUCUGGAUACAAUCACUAUAAAUAGCAAGGAAAAAGAUAAUUUUAAAACAUUAUAAAAGCAUUACCAUUUUAUUAAAAAUAUUUCAAUCGCUUCCAAUUAUUACAAGUAGUAUUUUAGAUCAUUAUCAACUUCAGCAGGCAACACCUAUCUGGCAGUGAGUCAGGUACUCUAGAUUAAUAUCUAGACCAGACUAAAAUACUAAAAUGUCGCGUCUUAUUUAUGACUACACGUGUUUUCAAUUGUAGGGCGCAGUUUAAGUACGUAAUUUAUGGCUGGCCGUAUGUUUUGUUGAGUGCACUGUGCAAUUUAUACGAGUAGGAAAAAAUGCGUUUUAGUAAUAUUUUAUCAAGCCUUUUUGGUGGGAUAAUGGGCGUCAACAAUAUUACAACUAUAGUAUUUAAUAUAUAAUUUUCUUGAAACGUCGUAUACAUUCAGGAGUAGAAAGAAGGACAUAGGAUUUGUAGGAAGUUCACUCAGGCGAAACCGAUCGUAAAUGAUAGUUUAAUAUAACAUUCUAUACAGGUACCGUAAUAUGUUUAAUAAUAUUGCAAACAACUGUACUUCAUUGUGCGUAUGGAAAUUUAAAUGGAAAUUGUAUGUAUACUGGGAAAAAAACAUUUCUAAUAACAGUUAGUCAAAGAGGAAAACGUGUUCCUUUAAAACAUGUAUUUUAAAGCAAACCAUUCUCGAAUUCUCCACCUACCCUCAAGUCGCCGGAAGCGCCGCCAUUUCCGGCCGCCACCUGUCGCCGUGCCGACUUCCGGUCGCUCUUGACCGCCCUUUUAUCGACUGUUUGUAUGUUCGUGCGACUUGAAAGAUUUAUUGCGAUUUAGAAUUAAAGAGCGCGAUUAUCGGAUCGCACUUUGAAUUUUUACCCGAUUACGGCGAAGUGAAAGGGUGCAAUGGAAUGUUCAUUUAUUGUCUUAUAACUUACAACAUUUUUGGAGAUCGAUAUAGUAUGAAUAUCAACAUGUUAUGUAUGGGUACCCGUUAAGGCAUAUGUUUAUUCAUGGGUCAUUAAAUAUUUUUAUUCUAAAUUUCAUCAAAAUCUGUUUAGCGGUUUAGUCGAAAAAGCGUCAAUAGACAGAAAUUCACAUUUAUAAUUAGUACGGACAGGUCGUCGAAGGCGCACGUUGAUAUUUCUAAGUAUAAAAAGUCUAUGUUUUGUAGCCAGUCAUUAUUAUGAUUCAACUAUACAAGUUUUGAACAAUUUUUCUAGUUUCUACUAGGUGUGGGGCCUAGCUCUAAGCGAGGCGAGGCCCCAUUGCUGCUUUACGUCAUGCCGCUUCGUUGUGCUACGUUCAAUUUUCCUUAAGAUUUGACGUGCUACUGUUGACAUAACGUCGAAUCUCCAUCCAUAAUUUUGCGUUAUCCGUCGAUUGGUGUCAAAACAACUGAGCUCGACUGAACAAUGGGACCGCGCUCUUAUUCUGUACAAUUUCUGCGGCUAAACCUCUCACCCGUAGAUCGUUAAGUCUGUUAGCCCUGAGGAUAUCCGCUAAGACACCUGGCCCUCCGACCGCGCCAUUAGGUCUAAUAAGAUUAGUUUAAACCGCCCGUCUUGAUACUUCGUGUUUGGUGCAAGUAAUAAAGUGAGCGUUUUUCUUGAACAACGAAAACCAUUCGACAUGUAUUGUAAAAUACCAAUUCCUAAAUGUUCUGUCCUAACUAAUACUGCAAUAAUAACUUUAAUAGGCAAUGUUGCUGGUAUUAUGGGAACCUUUGGGUCGGACAUGAGGCGGGACCGUAUUUGAUGAUAUAUGUAAAACGUGUAAUACUUUUAAACUGAAUAAAGAACUAACAGUGAUAUUAUUAA
Plodia interpunctella (Indianmeal moth) is the source of this 3198-nucleotide messenger RNA. Its product is annotated as serine protease 1-like. Gene Ontology annotation, molecular function: serine-type endopeptidase activity. Bases 148 to 1005 code for a protein of 285 amino acids. Gene Ontology annotation, biological process: proteolysis. The transcript is spliced from 2 exons. The record is from RefSeq and is a predicted model, not a curated record. NCBI's taxonomy places the organism in Eukaryota, Metazoa, Arthropoda, Insecta, Lepidoptera, Pyralidae.